AAGUCACUCUGAAAACCCCCAAAUAUCACACUUGACAAAAAGAGCGGGAAAACUUUCUCCCCGCCCCCAAAUCCAUCUUUACCAAAGGGUUUCUUCAAAUCAAUCCAGAUCUCUUUCAUUAUUCACAACACAAAUUUGCAGAGAUGAAAGACGAUAAUCGACGAAGAGGAGAUCGCAGAGACACGAAGAUCUCCAAGAAGCAGAAGCUCAUCCUCUCAGCCGACGAAAAGCUCGAGUCAAAGUUCGGUUUCGAUGUCUUCACCGAAGGCGAUAAGCGUCUCGGUUGGCUACUCACCUUCACAUCUUCGUCAUGGGAGGAUCAGGAUACACAGAACGUGUAUAGUUGUGUCGAUCUGUAUUUCGUUUGUCAGGACGGUUUGUCGUUUAAAGUGAAGUACAAGUUUAGACCAUAUUUUUAUGCUGCAACAAAGGAUAAUAUGGAAAUGGAUGUUGAUGCAUAUUUAAGACGACGAUACCAAGGGCAAAUUGCGGAUAUUGAAAUAGUGGAGAAAGAGGACCUUGAUCUUAAAAAUCAUCUUUCUGGACUACAAAAAACGUACUUAAAGAUAUCGUUUGACACGGUACAACAACUGAUGCAAGUAAAGAGUGACCUGAUGCGUGUAGUUGAAAGAAAUAAAGAAAAGUCUGAUGCUGCAGAGGCAUUCGAGUCUAUACAUGCAGCAGGAAAAAGCAAAGAGCGAAUUCAAGAUUUUAUAGAUUGCAUUGAUGAUAUAAGGGAAUAUGAUGUGCCUUAUCACGUCCGCUUUGCCAUUGACAAUGAUAUAAGAUCUGGGCUGUGGUAUGAUGUUAAUGUGUCAAGUGACGGAGUUACUUUAGAAAGGAGGCAUGAUCUUCUCCAACGUGCUGAAGUUCAUGUUUGUGCAUUUGAUAUCGAGACCACAAAGCUUCCUUUGAAGUUUCCGGAUGCCGAGUAUGAUUUAGUUAUGAUGAUCUCAUACAUGGUUGAUGGUCGAGGAUAUUUGAUUAUUAACAGAGAGUGUGUUGGUGAAGAUAUAGAGGAUCUUGAAUAUACUCCAAAACCUGAAUUUGAAGGGCACUUUAAAGUGACAAAUGUGAAGAAUGAGGAAGAACUGAUCAAAUUGUGGUUUUCUCAUAUGAGAGAGGUGAAGCCUGGUAUUUAUGUCACGUAUAACGGAGACUUUUUUGAUUGGCCGUUUAUGGAAAGCAGGGCAGCUCAUCAUGGGUUGAGAAUGAAUGAUGAGCUAGGGUUUCAAUGUGACAAAGUUCAAGGUGAAUGUCGUGCUAAAUUUGCGUGCCAUUUGGAUUGUUUUGCGUGGGUCAAACGUGAUAGUUAUCUACCUCAAGGGAGCCAUGGUUUGAAGGCUGUCACGAAAGCUAAACUUGGUUAUGACCCACUGGAGGUCAAUCCUGAAGAUAUGGUUCGUUUCGCAAUGGAUAAGCCUCAGAUGAUGGCAUCCUAUUCAGUAUCUGAUGCGGUGUCAACAUACUACUUGUAUAUGACUUAUGUUCAUCCCUUUAUAUUCUCCCUUGCAACUAUAAUACCAAUGACUCCUGACGAAGUGUUGCGUAAAGGAAGUGGGACUCUCUGUGAAAUGCUUCUCAUGGUUCAGGCAUACAUGGCAAAUGUUAUAUGUCCUAAUAAGCAUCAAGCUGAACCAGAAAAGUUCUAUAAGAACCGUCUUCUUGAGAGUGAGACGUACAUCGGUGGCCAUGUGGAGUGUCUGGAAACUGGUGUUUUCAGAUCUGAUCUUCCAACUAGUUUUAAACUUGAUCCAUCUGCCUUCACGCAACUUAUUGAAAAUCUUGAUCGUGACCUUAAAUAUGCAAUUACAGUGGAGGGAAAGAUGAACAAAAAAGACGUUUUAAACUACGAUGAAGUGAAAAAUGCUAUUAUGGAAAAGCUUAUAGCGUUACGAGAUGAACCUACACGAGAAGAAUGCCCCCUUAUUUAUCAUCUAGAUGUUGCUGCAAUGUAUCCCAACAUUAUUUUGACAAACAGACUUCAGCCGCCAUCAAUAGUUACAGAUGAGGUUUGCACUGCAUGUGAUUUCAACCGUCCUGGCAAAACUUGUCUUAGGACUCUUGAAUGGGUUUGGCGUGGAGAAACAUACACCGCAAAGAGAAGUGAUUACUAUCAUAUCAAGAGGCAAAUUGAAUCUGAGUUUGUUGAUGGGCUUCAAUCAAAACCAUUCCUUGAUCUGCCUAAAGCAGACCAACAGUUGAAGCUGAAAGAACGUUUAAAGAAAUACUGUCAAAAGGCAUUCAAGCGAGUGCUUGAAAAGCCCACCACUGAAGUUCGUGAAGCAGGGAUAUGCAUGCGUGAAAACCCAUUUUAUGUUGAUACUGUUCGAAGCUUUCGUGAUAGAAGAUAUGAAUACAAAGGGCUCAAUAAAGUAUGGAAAGGGAAGUUGUCAGAAGCAAAAGCUAGUGGAAAUCCUAUAAAGAUCCAAGAAGCACAAGACAUGGUGGUACUGUAUGAUUCACUACAACUUGCUCACAAAUGUAUUCUGAAUUCUUUCUAUGGAUAUGUCAUGCGAAAAGGUGCAAGGUGGUAUUCAAUGGAAAUGGCAGGAGUUGUUACAUAUACUGGAGCUAAAAUAAUCCAGAACGCUCAUUUACUUGUUAAAAGGAUUGGAAGACCUUUGGAAUUAGACACAGAUGGUAUAUGGUGUGCUUUGCCUGGGUCAUUCCCUGAGAAUUUUACCUUUAAAACAAGUGGCUCAAAAAAGCUAACAAUCUCAUAUCCAUGUGUUAUGCUCAAUGUUGAUGUGGCGGUAAACAACACAAAUAAACAAUAUCAGACUCUCAAAGAUCCUAUCAACAGAACAUACGAAACACACGAGGAAUGCUCAAUUGAAUUUGAAGUGGAUGGGCCAUACAAGGCUAUGAUUCUUCCUGCUUCUAAAGAAGAAGGAAUAUUGUUAAAGAAGCGGUAUGCUGUGUUUAAUGAAGACGGUACUCUUGCCGAGCUUAAAGGUUUUGAGAUAAAGAGGAGGGGUGAACUAAAGCUUAUUAAAGUUUUCCAAGCCGAGCUCUUUGAAAAAUUUCUUCACGGAACUACCUUAGAGGAAUGCUAUUCUGUAGUUGCUUCUGUUGCAAACCGUUGGCUUGAUCUUCUUGAUAAUCAAGGAAAGGAUAUAGCAGACAGUGAAUUGCUCGAUUACAUAUCAGAAUCGAGCACUAUGAGCAAGUCUUUAGCAGAUUAUGGUGAACAGAAAUCAUGUGCAGUAACCACAGCAAGACGUCUUGCUGAUUUUCUUGGUGAUACUAUGGUUAAAGAUAAAGGCCUACGUUGCCAAUAUGUUGUUGCAUGCGAACCACGGGGUAACCCAGUGAGCGAACGCGCUGUUCCUGUUGCUAUAUUUGAAACUGAUGCCGAACUUAUGAAGUUCUAUUUGAAAAAGUGGUGCAAAAUCUCAUCAGAUUUUGGUAUUCGAUCCAUUAUUGACUGGUCAUAUUACAAACAACGGCUUAGCUCUGCUAUACAGAAAAUCAUCACCAUUCCUGCAGCAAUGCAGAAGGUUUCAAACCCUGUUCCAAGAGUAGUUCAUCCAGAUUGGUUGUACAAGAAGGUUCGUGAAAAAGAGGACAAAAUGAGGCAAAGAAAAGUAGACAACUUUUUUAGUUCAGUGAACAAAGUAAAUAACGAUGACCCGAAAAAUGGUUCAAAUGGAGAAAAUCAUGAACCAAAUGAACAAAACGUUGUGGAUUUGGAGGAUUUCGGGAGCAAUGGAAAAUCUUCUGGUAUUGGACCUAGGCCUGUUGUUCGUUCUUAUGAAACUAACCAUAAAACAAGUGGUCAAGGAGCUUCUUCUAAGAAAAAACCUGAUAAUGAUCAAAGUGAGAAUCUGCCAGCUAUUGAUGUUGAUAACGAAGAUAUAGACAAACACGUGGAUUACCAAGGAUGGCUUGAUUCUAAAAAACGAAAGUGGAAACAAGUCCGUGAAAGAAGAAAGAGACAAAGGUUGGACACUGUGGACGAAUCUAGUCAAAGAAAUGGAGCUACUAGUAUCCCUAGUAGUGUGGCAAAUAAGCGACAAGCUAAGGGAACUGGGGUUGGUUCGUAUUUUAAAAGGCAGGAACUAGCCCUUGUAAACAGCCACUGGCAGAUAAUUCAACUUGUUCCAAGUUCACAAAACGGACAAUUUUUUGCGUGGGUUGUUGUGGAUGGAACCAUGCAUAAGGUUCCUAUUAAUGUUCCUAGAGCAUUUUAUCUAAAUUCUAAAGCUCCAGUGACUGAAGAGUUUCCUGGAAGGCUAGUGAACAAGAUUCUUCCUCAUGGCCACUGUCCCUAUAACUUAAUUGAGGUUAUAACCGAUGAAGAUCAAUUUAGGACAGAAAGCAGGAAACUUGCUGCUCACCUUGCAGAUCCUGAAGUGGAGGGGAUAUAUGAAACAAAAGUGGGGCUGGAUUUCCACUCCAUCCUUCAGAUUGGAUGUGUUUGUAAAGUUGAUAAAUCAGCUAAGAAACGGAAUGCGCAAGAUGGAUGGAAUUUAAGUGAAUUGCAUAUGAAAACCACUACGGAAUGCUCUUAUUUAGAAUCGUCUAUAUCUUUCUUUUACUUGUAUCAUAGCAUUUCUGAUCAACGGGGUAUUUAUCUUGUAUAUUUUCCUUCACGAUCAACCAUCCAUGCGGUGAUGGUCACUCCUGUCCAGAAUAAAGAGUUAUCACCACAUAUUUUAGAGAAACAGUUCCGUGAAGCUUGUCAAGCUUUAUCAAUCGAACUUCCCAUGCCUAGAGAUGCUUUCACUUUUAAGGUGGAUUAUGUCGGAAACCCUAAGGAUGCUGAGAAAAUAUUACAAAGAGCAAUCAGUGAAUUCAGAUCUCAACUUCACGGCCCUGCAAUAGCUGUAAUUGAGUGCCCGAAUGUGGACUCAAUGAAGUCAGGUAUACGGGCUCUUGAUGAUUUCCCGUGUGUGAACAUUCCUUCAAAUGCACGUGAUAGUCAAUAUCAGGCUCUUGGUUGGCAGAUUGUUGCUGCAAAAAUUGGGAUGCGUCGUUGUGCCACAUCAUCCAGUUGGUUAAAUGAAAAAAUUUCUCUUUCCAGAUAUUCCCAUGUUCCAUUAGGCAAUAUUGAACUAGAUUGGCGUAUACACACUGCAGAUAUCUUCUUUGCAAGAGUAUUACGUGACCAGAAACAGGUGCUUUGGGUAUCAGAUAAUGGAAUUCCAGACCUUGGAGGGGAUAACGAAGAAGAAACUUGUUACUUUGAUGAGGUCAAUCAACCUGCUAUUAUAUGCAAUGGUGCUUUUCGAAAAGUAACGGUUGAGCUAAAGAUUCACAACCUGGCUGUUAAUGCCGUGCUAUUAGACGAGGACUUGACUUCGGGAUCACACGAACUGUCGGAAUUGGAUGAGGCAACACCAUGCGUACACGCGUUUCGUGCUCUACGAGCAUUAAUUCAAAGAUGCGUUGCCGAUGCAGUUUCGUCAGGAAAUAUAUUUGCUGAUGAAUUGUUGCAACAUGUAUACAGAUGGCUCUGCAGUCCACGGUCAAAACUUCAUGAUCCGGCUCUUCUUCGAAUGCUUCACAAGGUCAUGCAAAGGUUGCUUUUACGACUGCUCGCUGAAUUAAAAAAAUUGGGUGCAACAAUCAUAUUCGCCAAUUAUUCGAAAGUGAUAUUUGACACCGGAAAGUCAGACUUAUCUGCUGCCCAAGCUUACUGUGAUAGUUUACUUCAAGCUCUACAAAAUAGAGACUUGUUUAAGUGGAUUGAGCUUGAACCCACACAAUAUUGGCAUUCACUAUUAUUCAUGGAUCAGUACAACUACGGUGGAAUUCAAUCUAAAUCCGAUCAAACAAAUGAUUAUUCGCAAGUGGAUAUAGUGCCACGUUGGAAUAUUGCAGAAAACCUGCCUAAGGAGACUCAGGAUCAUUUUAUUUUGAUAGUCUCUGAAUUUUUGUACCUCCCGUGGAAAUUUGCACAAGAUCAAGCUAGUAAACGAGCAAAUGCAAGGGAUGACGACACAUGCACUCCGUCAAUUACCGCAGCAGCUGCUGAAACAUUCCAGUCAUGCAUCACUCAACACCUUAGGAAGCAGAUUGAAUCUUACUUCACAGACAAACUAUUGAAAAUAGUUUCCGAUAUUGUUCUUCGCAUGAGAGAAAAAGGCAAAUCUCAUGCACUAGAGCUCAUUAAACAUGUGUGUGCUGUUCUUGAACUCGACCAGACUGUGCAGCCUGAAAUUCAGAUCAUGAAGAGGAAUUUGUUAAGAUUAGUCCAUGUAAGGGAGUUUGCUCCAGAGGCACAGUUUGAAAAGAGUUCGAUGUCUUUUACUCUACCAAACGUGAUUUGCAGCUAUUGCAAUGAUUGUAGAGACAUAGAUUUGUGCGAGGAUAGUACUUUAUUGACUCAAGAAUGGAGAUGUUGUGUUCCACAAUGUGGUCAACCUUAUGAGCGUGAGAUGAUGGAAAACGGUCUUCUUCAGAUAGCACGUCAAAGGGAACGGUUUUAUCAUCUUCAGGACUUGGUUUGCUUAAAAUGCAAGCAAGUUAAAGCUGCACAUUUGGCAGAACAUUGUGGGUGUGCUGGAUCUUUUGGUCUCAAAGAAAGCUCUACGGUAUUUAGGGACAAGUUGGGAGUGCUGUUAAAUAUUGCUGUGCAUCAAAAGUUUGAAUUACUUAAAGAAUGUGUCUCUUGGAUUCUAGAAUUAAACUGAAAAAGAAAAACAUUCUUUAUAGUUAGCUGUAAAACACUUUAGCACCAUAUUUCAUUUAUUAGAAAUCUAAUCUUUGAUUAUAACA
This is a messenger RNA of Helianthus annuus (common sunflower), 6726 nucleotides long. RefSeq names its product DNA polymerase epsilon catalytic subunit A. The transcript is spliced from 48 exons. NCBI's taxonomy places the organism in Eukaryota, Viridiplantae, Streptophyta, Magnoliopsida, Asterales, Asteraceae. The coding region runs from base 144 to 6641 and encodes 2165 amino acids. Gene Ontology annotation, cellular component: nucleus; epsilon DNA polymerase complex. The record is from RefSeq and is a predicted model, not a curated record. Gene Ontology annotation, molecular function: nucleotide binding; zinc ion binding; DNA-directed DNA polymerase activity. Gene Ontology annotation, biological process: leading strand elongation; base-excision repair, gap-filling; DNA replication.